This is a messenger RNA of Aureobasidium subglaciale EXF-2481, 739 nucleotides long. RefSeq lists its product as uncharacterized. Bases 137 to 721 code for a protein of 194 amino acids. The record is from RefSeq and is a predicted model, not a curated record. The transcript is spliced from 2 exons. Lineage: Eukaryota; Fungi; Ascomycota; Dothideomycetes; Dothideales; Saccotheciaceae.
CUCCUUUUCUCAACACUACUUGCCAAGUUGCCAGCGUCGCUCGGAGUAGCCUCCAGAUAUUGAGGCGCAGUGUGAUCUCUGUUUUGCAGAGAUGAAGCAACUCUAUCACCACUGGCAAAAAUAAGCACGUCCUGCCAUGUCGUCUCAUUCGCCAGAGCCCGACCCGGCCAACUAUCCGAGAAGCCUCAUGUCAAAUCCAGAGCCAACUCCUGAUUCAAACACAACACUAGACCAGCGGUCUCGAUCAUACCACCAAGCCAUCACCGCCAUGUAUCAUCCUUUCAACCAGAGUUUGUGCAAAGAAUCAGAGGUGUCCGGCUUGAUUCGGAUGUCGAGUAAGCAUCUAAGACAUUCAAUAUUGCAUGGAGUCAAGCCACACAACGGUCUCGUCCUUUGUUGUCCUUUGGAAAACGGUUUGAUCACAUAUCUAUUCCUGAUCUUGCCUGUGAUCGCGAGGUUUUCGAGGCUUGGCACGGGGCUCAUGCUAUCGCGUUGCGAUGUGGAUUUGGUCGAUUUGACAUACUUCGAGAGUAUGUCCAAGCCUCAAAGUUCUGUCAAACCCUUUUGUGUGUCGGCAAGGGUUCGGUGCAGACCCUGGGUCAGGGCCUGGGGCAGCACAUCCUUGCAGGGGAGCUCUGCUGGUACGCAAUCCAAAACUUACACAAAUACAGGUCGUCGUCAACAACAAGCAUCUCAUGAAUCGAGAUGGCCAGUGUUCUAGAAAACUCCUGGAAGCCGC